Tribolium madens (black flour beetle) is the source of this 1128-nucleotide messenger RNA. RefSeq names its product glyceraldehyde-3-phosphate dehydrogenase-like. The record is from RefSeq and is a predicted model, not a curated record. Gene Ontology annotation, biological process: glucose metabolic process. The coding region runs from base 60 to 1103 and encodes 347 amino acids. NCBI's taxonomy places the organism in Eukaryota, Metazoa, Arthropoda, Insecta, Coleoptera, Tenebrionidae. Gene Ontology annotation, molecular function: oxidoreductase activity, acting on the aldehyde or oxo group of donors, NAD or NADP as acceptor; NADP binding; NAD binding. The transcript has 5 exons.
AUCAAAGGUCGCAAUGCAAUUAUUUAAAAAAAUCCAAGUGUCCUUAUUUCAAAGUCAUUAUGGUCAAAAUCGGAGUAAAUGGUUUCGGACGAAUUGGUCGUUUGGUAGUACGUCGUUGUUUCCAAAAACUAAGAGAUGCCCGAUGUGCGGCUUCUGGGGACUCCCCUCAAGUGGUGGCUGUCAAUGAUCCAUAUCUCUCAGCCGACCACAUGGCUAAUUUGCUCAAAUAUGACUCCACACAUGGGCUAUUCCAGGGGGAGAUUAGUGUCAUAGGAAGCAGUCUCAAAGUUGAUGGCCAAAUAAUUGCAAUUACGAAUGAGAAAAACCCCGAAAAGAUCCCUUGGGCGAAAAGCUGCGCCAAAUACGUCGUCGACGCGACUGGACUGUACAAAAGCUACGACAAAGCUUCGGCCCUUAUUCACGACACUGUUGAACGCGUGGUCCUCACUUACCCCUCCAAAGACGACAUCCCCAUGUUUGUCUUCGGUGUCAACCAAGACAACUACUGUAACGAACUCAAAGUCGUCUCUAACGCAUCCUGCACCACUAACUGUCUCGCACCGCUUGUUAAAGUCAUUCAUGAUAAUUUCAAGAUUGAGUGCGGUCUUAUGACCACGAUCCACGCUAUAACCCCCUCACAAAACACUCUCGACGGUCCUGCGAAAAAAAACUACAGAAUUGGGCGAGGGGCUUUGCAGAAUAUAAUCCCCACAAGCACUGGCGCUGCUAAAGCCAUCGCAAAGAUAAUCCCAGACAUGGAGGGGAAAUUAACCGGGAUUGCGGCUCGAGUCCCCGUGGCGGAUGCCUCAAUGGUGGAUCUGACCGUUGUUAUUGACACUCCUGCUGAUUAUGACGUGAUCAAAUGCAAAGUUAAGGAAGCCGCCGAUGGGUAUUUAAACGGCAUUUUGGCUUACACUGACGACCAAAUUGUCUCAUCUGACGUCAUUGGGGACUCUAGGUCUUCGAUUUUUGAUGCAGGGGCUGGUGUUGCCCUUACUAGAAAUUUCAUCAAGUUGAUCGCUUGGUAUGACAACGAGUGGGGCUACGCGUGUCGUGUUGUUGAUUUGUUAAAGUAUAUGUCAUCGAGAGAGUGUAAUAAUUGAAAUAAAUUAGAUUUUUGAAAUAUGA